AUGAAGACAACAGGAUUUUCACUUCUUGCCUGUCUCUCGCUCGCUGCAGCUCAAACAGCUCAAUUUGAAGCGAGAGAAGCGACAAUAGCCUCCGUUCAUGCAGCGCUCUUCACACGGCAAAACACCUGCAGGGACGUUGUAUCGGCCUUCAUCGCACGAGUAGAGGCUCACAACCCAGAUAUUAAUGCAGUGAUCAGGCUCAAUCCCGAAUGUCUAAACGAUGCCGAUGAACUCGAUCAAGCUCUUACGGCUGGCAAUGCUACAGGGUCACUAUUCUGUGUUCCAAUUCUACUCAAAGACAAUUACGAUACUGCUGGCAUUCCCACUACAGCUGGUUGCAAAGCUCUGAAUGACUCGGUUCCUAUGGCAGAUGCUCCUUCUGUGGCAGCGCUUCGUGGUGCAGGUGCCAUCAUCCUUGGCAAGGCCAAUCUGCACGAAUUUGCACUGGAAGGUCUCUCGCUGUCAUCGCUUGGAGGGCAGACUGUCAAUCCUUACGAUUUCACUAGGACACCUGGAGGAAGUUCAGGUGGGACAGGUGCGGCAGUUGCAGCAUCAUUUGCAGUUUUCGGAACAGGCACUGAUACAGUCAAUUCACUUCGAAGUCCUGCAAGCGCAAAUAGCCUAUACAGCUUCAGGCCUACUUAUGGCUUGAUUUCUCGGACGGGCGUUGUACCGGUGUCAUGGGUGCAAGAUACGUUGGGAGUUAUUGGCAGAUCACUCUAUGACAUAGCAGUGGCUCUGACGGUUAUGUCUAGUAUUGGAUAUGACUCCAGGGACAACACAACAGCUCGUGUACCAGAUUCGACUAGGGACAUUGAUUACACUACUGCUCUGACAGGCCCCAGUACACUUCGUCACACUAGGAUUGGUGUCCUGCGAGGUUUCUUCAACUACACACCAUCAGUUGAGAACGAUCCCGUCAAUGUAUUAAUGGCCUCAACCAUCCAGAAAAUCAUACGAGCCGGUGCUGAAGUUGUGUAUCUUAAUGAUACAAAGACUUACAACGCGACCGCUAUCGCAGCCGAACUAGACGUCCAGCAAUUAGAAUAUCGUGAACUGGUAUCUGCAUAUCUAUCAUCCUCAAACCUGACUGGAAACCAUCCAAGAUCGUUACCAGAUCUCUAUCUGUCAAAUCGAAAUAUUUCAAACUUUGUGGUAAUUCCAUCACAGUACAACUAUGUACAAAAUGCUCUUCGUUCUUCCACUUCAAACGCUACCUACACUGCCCGACUUCGCGGCAUAGCCAAUCUGACCACGACCCUGCACAGCGCUUUCUCAUCGCUCGACCUUGACGCCAUUAUCUACCCAGAGCAAAAGAACCUUGUAGUUCCACUUGGCUUCCCUUCACAAUCUGGGAGGAAUGGCAUCCUGGCUGCGUUAACUGGCUCUCCUGUCAUGACGAUACCGAUUGGUUUCUCGAAUGCGACAGAGUCUGCACCCAUCGGUAUCCCGGUAGGAAUGGAAAUACUAGGUAUGCCCUGGACUGAAUUGAAAUUGUUGAGUAUCGCAAGGGCUUUGGAUGAUCGACUGCAUGCAAGGAGAGCACCUGUGACUAAUGGAGUGAACGAGACGGCAGAGGUCACCACGAGAUACGCAAGUGUGCCAACAAUCACGCCGAGGGGUCUUAGCAAUAUCAACCAGCUGGCAUAUCCGCUAGGGACGUUUGGAGCAUGA
This is a messenger RNA of Lithohypha guttulata, 1674 nucleotides long. RefSeq lists its product as uncharacterized. The record is from RefSeq and is a predicted model, not a curated record. The transcript is spliced from 2 exons. Bases 1 to 1674 code for a protein of 557 amino acids. NCBI's taxonomy places the organism in Eukaryota, Fungi, Ascomycota, Eurotiomycetes, Chaetothyriales, Trichomeriaceae.